Messenger RNA from Aspergillus caelatus, 4050 nucleotides. RefSeq lists its product as uncharacterized. Gene Ontology annotation, molecular function: protein binding. Gene Ontology annotation, cellular component: RZZ complex. Bases 1 to 4050 code for a protein of 1349 amino acids. Gene Ontology annotation, biological process: mitotic spindle assembly checkpoint signaling; ribosome biogenesis; endoplasmic reticulum to Golgi vesicle-mediated transport. The record is from RefSeq and is a predicted model, not a curated record. The transcript is spliced from 7 exons. NCBI's taxonomy places the organism in Eukaryota, Fungi, Ascomycota, Eurotiomycetes, Eurotiales, Aspergillaceae.
AUGGCCCACAAGGCAUCGGAGCAGGAGAUAAGCCAGUUAGUGCUUGGUUUUGUAACGGAGGGCACCUACCCAACAUCUGAGAAUGUCAUUACCGCGGAGUUUCCGGUAUCUGCUCUCGCAAAAGAGUUAGAGCUUAUAUCAAAGGCAAGGGAGGAAGUGGAAGCGGAGAUCACUGCACUGAGCCGAGACAAUGACUUCGACGCCGAUGGGUGGAUUUCGCAAGCAAAACAGCUUCAUGCUGACAUUGAGCGAUCUCGUGUCACUGCGAGGGAGAUUGUCGCGCAGCAUGAAAAUACAACCCCUUUACAACUAAAGGUUGAAGAUGCCGCUGCCAAGUUCCAAUUGGUUGAAACUGAAAUCGCAUUCAACCAAGCUGUAACAUACACACUUGAAGAGGUACAACGACUAUGUCAGCGACUCGAUGCUGGGCGGGACAUUCUCGGCGAGGGUGAAGUGAUGGACGCAAUCGAAACAUUAGAAGCGACCGAGCAAGCCAUAAGAAAAGACAAUCUCUUUUCAAACACAACUGUCAUGCACGUAUUAUUAGAAAAUGUCAGCGAACUGCGGAGGGAAAUUGCGGAGUACCUCCGUGGCCGCUGGAGCAAGCAGCUGAACGUUGACAGAAAGGCGAGUGUUUUGACACUUUUGAAUGACAAUGGUAAGCAAUUCUCCCAAACCUGGAUUUGGAAACUUUUAUUGAACAAAACAGGGCAUCCAUUGGAAGAAACUAUCGCGGCUCUGGUCCACCUUGAUAUGCUCGCGUUGUGCAAAAGUAAGUUCGAGAAGGACUUAAUUGCUACCCUUGUCGAGCCUAUUCUACUGCCCGCAGUUGAAGGACAAAGUCGUGGCGUCCAGGUUGGAGAGACAUCAAUUCGAGUAGAACCCCAACCAUCGAAGGCAUCAGUGCCUGAGGUUUUGGACCGCCUCGCCACAGUCUUGGGCUUCCUACGCCAACACCUUCCAGUAACAAUCUCGGACUCAUUCUCGAGUUCCCUCAUCCCAACAAUCUCGUCGAAGGUCAUAUCCUACUGGCUGUCUUCUGCCAUACCCACAGAGCUUGAAGGCCUGAGUAUGUUCGAAAAUAUCUUAAACCACGUUUUAAAGUUCACAAAUACGAUCGAGACAUUCGGGUGGCAGGGGUAUGAAGAACUUGUUUCUUGGGUCAAUCAGGCGCCUCGUUUAUGGCUCACUAGGCGUCGAGUCGAUUCAUUGGACCAAGUUCGCAAAGUCCUGGCCGAGAGCCAAGGUACCACGAAGCAGGUAGAACGUGUCGAAAAAGAGGAGGUUUCUGGUAAGGAUCAGGUUCUACUGGAGAAUACGACUGAUGAUUGGGAUGCUGGCUGGGAUGACGACAACGAACAUGAGACCACAGCGAAGCAUUCUGGAAAUAAAGAAGAUGAAGAGGAUGUCAGCGCAUGGGGUCUGGAUGAUGAUACCGAAGAGAACACAACUGAAACAAAACCUGAUUUACCUGCUGAAGAUGACGCUGCCGAUGCGUGGGGCUGGGGAGACGAAGAUGAGGAAGAGCAACUCGAUGGCGCACAGAUUAAAAGUACAAAUGGGGGCAAACCUGUCAACGGGAAAGAUUCAUCACAUCAUGCCUCUCCACGGGAGGUCACACUGAAAGAGCAGUACACCGUAACCGACAUACCCGAUUCUAUCCUCAAAAUCAUUCAGCAGCAAAUCCAAGACUCUGAAGCUAUAUCGCAGCCAACACAUUCCCACUCCCGCGUUGUUUCCUCUGGUGCAGGCUUACUUGCGCUUCCGACCUUGAUACUCGCCAUGUUCAAGGCCACGGCGUCAUCGUUCUACGGUCUUAAACUCAACUCAGGGCAAAUGUACCUAUACAACGACAGCUUGUAUCUUGCUGACAAAGUGCGCAAUCUUUCAGAGGAACAUAAGCUCUCCAGGCUCCAUGCUGAUAUCGAUGCGCUCGAGAAGUGUGGCAAAUUCGCUUACAGCAAAGAGAUGCAAACGCAGCGCACCAUUGUCACAGACCUGCUGGACGGUGCACAAGGCUUCAGCCAAUGUUCUGAGCAACCAUUCCUGGGAGAAUGUGAAAAUGCCGUCAGUGCAACUGUUGAUAGAAUCCAUGACGUCUACGAGGAAUGGCAACCAAUCCUGUCACAUUCCGCUCUACUUCAGUCUGUUGGUUCUCUGGUUUCGACAGUUAUCAACAAGAUCAUCAUCGAGAUUGAAGAAUUAGGUGAUAUAUCGGAGGCUCAGUCCCAACAGCUUGUGACCUUCUGCAACCAAGUCUCUAAGCUGGAAGAUCUGUUCAUGCUAGAGACAGCGGAUGAACAUGCACGUGUACCAAUGACCGCUGUCUACGUGCGAAACUGGCUGAAAUUCCAGUAUCUUAUCAACAUAUUGGAGAGUUCGUUGGCCGACAUCAAGUUCCUCUGGCUAGAAGGCGAACUACGUCUAGAAUUCUCGGCUGAUGAGGUGGUUGAUCUUAUCGAGGCUCUUUUCGCUGAGUCUGACUACAGGCGGAAGGCAAUUGCAGAGAUUCGACGAGCAAUUCGACCAUAUUCUUGUAGGCUGACUGCGGGGAAUCUCCGCGCUUUGCGCAAUUGGCCGCACCGGUCGCCCGAGGGCACAAAUUCCACUUCGGCUGCGGCCUCUGCGCAGAGGCAGGUUCGUGUGCAGCUCACUAGCAAACAAGAAGACAUUGCACUACCUGAGAAUACCGGCCCGAUUCUCGUUCCCACAGGUCUUCGAAGAUAUGCACUCUCGACGUUGGUGAACAAUCUCCUUGGCAAUGAUAAGCCAAUUCCAUUCGAAUUUUUGAUCAACGGAUCUUUCCUCCGAACUUCGAUCGAUGAAUACCUGACUGCCAAUGGUAUCUCUGCGGAAACUACUCUAGAAAUUGAAUACGUGAGAGCCUUGAUUCCACCUCUGCAUAUUGCAUCGUUUGAGCAUGACGACUGGGUAAGCUCGGUUGAUGUGCUUUCCACGACCUCGCCCGCCGCUGCUUUGGCCUCUGCAACAAUUGCUGCGGGCCAAGAAAGGAUCCUCUCUGGCAGCUACGAUGGCCUGCUUCGAGUGUGGAAUAUGUCAUCUCAGAUAGUUGCAACCUCUCCAUCUGCCGCUGAUGGUGGUCAUACCGCAUCUAUCAAAGCCGCCAAGUUCAUUUCCCCAAAUUCGAUUGUUUCCGCAGGUCUCGACCGAACAGUGCGUCUGUGGAAGUAUUCUGAGGAUGGGGAAGGUUUCUCGGGCAAUAUAGUGCCUCAGCUCGAGUUGUAUGGGCACGAGGGCCCUAUCAACUCAUUGUCUGUACAUGCGCCUUCGAAUCGCAUACUUUCCGCCUCGUCAGACCACUGCAUAGGCUUCUGGUCAACCAGGAAAUCAGAUGCACCAGCCGCUCCAGAGGAUCUAUUGCCAUCUGCUGUCUUGAGGAGCUCCAAGAGGAGAAAGCUGAAUUCGUCUGUGACCACCCCGCAACGAGGACCCUUGGCACUCUUGUCUUCCCACACUGCGCCUGUGUCGGCUGCAAUCUUCGACUCUAAUGAUUCUACUGUCGGUUAUUCAGCUUCUUGGGACCAUUCCCUGCGUACAUGGGAUCUAGUGACUGCUACACUUGUGGAUACUCGGACAACAGCUCACUCACUGCUCUCACUUGAGCACCUCCCUGAACACCACCUGCUCGCCGCAGGAACAUCCGCUCGCCAUAUCACCCUAAUCGACCCUCGGGUGUCAGCAACUACAAUUGCGGCCAUGACUCUGCGAGGCCACACAAACGCGGUUGUCUCGUUGGCUCGUGAUCCUAAGAGUUCCUAUGGUCUCAUUAGUGGAAGUCAUGAUGGUACAUGUCGGAUUUGGGAUAUCCGGGCCACGAAGACAGACAAGGAUGGUGUGGUUGGGGAGAGUGUAUAUUCCAUUUCCCGCAAGAGUCUGGAAGAACAAGGUAAAUCUGAGGCCAAGCGUGUCGGCGGAGAGGGCGUCAAAGUUUUUGGUGUGGCCUGGGAUGGAACAGUAGGCAUUGUCAGUGCCGGUGAGGACAAGAGGAUCCAGAUCAAUCGGGGCGAAGGCGUCUUAUCUUCUGCGUAG